AGUGCUUAUGGGGCUGUGGUCACUUAUGGGGCUGGUUGUUCUAUUCCCCCAGUUCAUGUUGGCCACCGAUAAGUUUGUUCUGGGUUACGAUGCUGACGGUCACUGUGUGGGGCAGCCCGACCCACGGCUGCCGGCCCCACAGCGGCUGCAAUGGGACAUACCUGACGAGUGCCGCGCGGCGAUUGGCCGCUCUCUGGGCGUGGCUCGUAUCCUGGCCAAUGACGUGGAUUUCUGCUGCUUCCCGUUCACGCAGUUCGGGAAGGGGCUGAUGAAGCGCUGCAGGAUCAGCCCAGACGCCUUCAUCCAAAUAGCGCUGCAGCUGGCGCACCACAGGGACAAGGGCCGUUUCUGUCUGACGUACGAGGCGUCCAUGACACGACUGUUCCGCGACGGACGAACCGAGACCGUCAGAUCCUGCACCAGCCAAUCAACGGCCUUUGUGCGCAGCAUGAGCGACCCACACUGCAGCCGCUCUGAGCGCCGCCGUCUCCUGGUGCUGGCAGCCGAGCAGCACCAGCUCCUGUACCGUCUGGCCAUGACGGGCGCCGGCAUCGACCGUCACCUGUUCUGCCUCUACGUGGCCUCACGGAUCAUGGGGGUGCAGUCACCGUUCCUGCAGCAGGUGCUGUCGGAGCCAUGGCGGCUGUCCACCAGUCAGACCCCGCAGCAGCAGCUCAAACUGUUCGACCUGGAAGAGUUCCCGGAUCACGUGUCCAGCGGGGGCGGAUUCGGGCCGGUCAGCGGGGGGGGCAUCACGUGACCACAUAUAGAGCCC
Molecule: messenger RNA, 775 nt
Organism: Coturnix japonica (Japanese quail)
Lineage: Eukaryota; Metazoa; Chordata; Aves; Galliformes; Phasianidae
Source: RefSeq, a predicted model, not a curated record